Drosophila rhopaloa is the source of this 890-nucleotide messenger RNA. Its product is annotated as apolipoprotein D-like. Lineage: Eukaryota; Metazoa; Arthropoda; Insecta; Diptera; Drosophilidae. Gene Ontology annotation, molecular function: pigment binding. The record is from RefSeq and is a predicted model, not a curated record. The transcript is spliced from 6 exons. The coding region runs from base 47 to 715 and encodes 222 amino acids.
UAGAACAGAAACUCAGUGCAAUCGUAUCACUAAGCUAUCCUCUACAAUGAAUCACCGGUCGAGUUUGUGGCUGCUUAUUUUGCUAAUGGUUAAUGGAGUUUGGCUGGGAAGUGCUCAACUUCCAUUCCCCGGAAAGUGUCCGGAUGUCAAAGUUGUGGACACCUUCGAUGUGGAGGCGUACCUGGGUGUCUGGUACGAGUACUCCAAAUAUCCAUUCGCCUUUGAGAUCGGAAAGAAGUGCAUAUACGCCAACUAUGGUCUCAUAGACAACAGCACCGUGUCUGUGGUGAAUGCGGCUAUCAAUCGAUUCACUGGACUGCCGUCGAAUGUGACUGGUAAGGCCAAGCUCAUCGCACCUGGUCAAUUGGCGGUGGCAUUCUAUCCCGGCCAGUCGUUAACGAAGGCCAACUACUUGGUUUUGGGCACCGACUAUGAAUCAUAUGCCGUCGUCUACAGUUGCACUAGCCUAACGCCCUUGGCAAAUUUCAAGGUCGUUUGGAUCUUAACUCGUCAGCGUGAACCUUCGGUGGAGACCAUUGAAGCGGCCAAAAAGAUCUUGGACGAAAAUAAGAUAUCGCAGGCCUUCCUCAUCGAUACUCUUCAGAAGAACUGCCCCCAACUGGAGGGCAAUGGCACUGAGUUGGCUGGAGGUGAUGAGAUCGAUCUGGAUGACUUCGUCACCACUGUGGUGCCAAAUGCCAUCGAAAAGGCAUGAGAAUGGAUGCGACGCUUCUACGAGCGUCUCUACGACAUUUUUAUGAACUUCUUAAGUUACUAAUACUGCUAUUUUUCAAGUGUACAUAUAUCGAUAGGUAAAUGUUCUAUUAUGUAUCAGUUUUAUUAGUUGUUAAUGCGAACAAUUAAAAUAGUCGAUCGAGUUAUUAAAUAUA